Messenger RNA from Cannabis sativa, 3580 nucleotides. RefSeq lists its product as uncharacterized. NCBI's taxonomy places the organism in Eukaryota, Viridiplantae, Streptophyta, Magnoliopsida, Rosales, Cannabaceae. The transcript is spliced from 24 exons. Gene Ontology annotation, cellular component: cytoplasm; plasma membrane. The coding region runs from base 133 to 3432 and encodes 1099 amino acids. Gene Ontology annotation, molecular function: GTPase activator activity; myosin II binding; syntaxin binding. Gene Ontology annotation, biological process: regulation of exocytosis. The record is from RefSeq and is a predicted model, not a curated record.
CGAAAACUUGCGUCACCGUGAAAUCUCAUAAAGAAUCACUCUCUCAAGUAUCAAGUUAAUUAAUCAUCUCUUCGUCCGUACAACGCAGAACCACAAGAAGAAAAACCAACUAGCUCUUUCUUGAUUCUGCAAAUGUUCAAGCAAUUCAUCCAAAAACCCACUGAUCAACAAGAGAAUGCACGUAAGGGAAGUUUAACAAUGGCGGAUUUGAAGCCGCGUAUUGCUAUACACUAUGGGAUUCCGUCCACAGCAUCCAUUCUAGCAUUCGAUUCCAAUCAAAGCCUGUUAGCUGUUGGAACCCUAGAUGGUAGGAUAAAAGUGAUUGGGAGUGAUAAUAUUGAGGGUCUUCUUGUAUCUCCUAAGCCAUUGCCCUUUAAAAAUCUUGAGUUCUUACAAAAUCAAGGUUUUCUAGCCAGUAUUUCAAGCGAGAAUGAAAUUCAGGUUUGGGACUUGGAAAACAGGGGACUAGCUUCUGCUUUACAAUGGGGAUCCAAUAUAACUGCUUUCUCUGUAAUUUAUGGCACAAGUUACAUGUAUAUUGGAAGCGAACAUGGGGAUGUAACUGUUCUAAAGUAUCAAGCUGAUGACAGAAAAAUUAUUCAGCUUCCUUAUUAUAUUCCGGCAAAUGUCUUAUCUGAUGAAGAUGGCAUGCCAUUGCCUGAUCAACUUCCAGUGGUUGGGGUACUCCAUCAACCUUGUUCUCCUGGAAACAGAAUUCUAAUUGCAUAUGAGAAUGGAUUGAUCAUUCUCUGGGAUGCUUCUGAAGAUCAAAUUGUUUUCGUCAGAGGCUCUAAAAACCUCAAUUUAAAGUAUAAAACAGUGCUAAAUUGUGUACAAGGAACAAAACAUAUGCUUCAUGAUAAUUUGAAUGAUAAUGAAACUGAGAAAGAGAUCAGCUCUCUUUGUUGGGCAUCUGAAAAUGGGUCAGUACUUGCUGUUGGCUAUGUAGAUGGAGAUAUAAUGUUGUGGGACAUAUCAAGUUAUGUUUCCUCAAAAGAUUGGCAGGCUGAAGACCCAGUCGAUAAUGUUGUAAAGCUGCAAUUGGCAUCAGGAAACAGAAGACUCCCUGUGAUUGUUCUACAUUGGUGUGCAACAAGAUCAUCUAAUGAUCGAGCAGGACAGCUUUUUGUCUAUGGUGGAGAUCAAAUUGGAUCCGAUGAAGUUCUGACAAUUUUAAGCCUUGAAUGGUCUCAGGGAAUAGAAAGUCUAAAAUGUGUUAGCCGCGUAGACCUUUCACUUCAUGGUUCUUUUGCUGAUAUGGUCUUGUUACGAACUGCCGGUGUAAUAGACAGCAACAGCAACGAGACUUUGUUACUUACCUUGACAAAUCCUGGACAGUUGCUUGUUUAUGAUAAGGCUUCCCUGUUUGCCUCAACGUCCCAGCUAAAGAAUACAUCUGUCAGACCAGUACCAGUAAAGUAUACUACAGUCGUUCCUACUACUGAACCAGAUAUGACAGUUUCAAAGCUCAGUUUGGUGCAUGGAGAUGGAGAGUUUUCACAAGCUUUCUCUAGGAUAUCAGCUGAAAAGCUAAGUGUGGAACAUUUACGUAAAGGAAGUACAGAGUGGCCUUUGACUGGUGGGCUUCCCAGUCAAGGUUUUGAUGCCCAAACUUAUCAGGUUGAGAGAGUGUAUAUUUCAGGGUACCAAGAUGGAUCUGUUCGACUUUGGGAUGCCACAUAUCCUUCUCUGCAACUUAUUCAUUCUAUACAACCUCAGGUGAAAGGUAUGACUAAUGAAAUUGUAUCAGUAACUGCAUUGGACUUCUGCUCUUCUACACUCAAGUUAUCUGUCGGUGAUGAAUGUGGCAGGGUUCGUCUCUAUGACCUGAUAAGAAUUCCUUUUGAGAAGAAUUUGCAUUUUGUGACAGCAACUGGAAAAGAAGUUCAUAAUUUCCAACAAGGGGAUGUGCCUUAUUGCCUAGCAGUGUUUUCUAUCCUCUCUUCUCCUAUAUGCACCCUACAUUUUUCUAAUUCUGGAAACCUACUUUUUGUUGGGUUCAACUGUGGGCAGGUCGCAAUGCUUGAUAUUAAUACGUUAUCUGUUUUAAGUCUAACUGAUGUUUCAUCCGAGACAAGUUCCCCUCUAAAAGUUUUGGAUGUUAGAUCAUUAUUAGAUGCUAAUAGCUCAGUCAAGAGUCCAAAGGGCUCUCAAUCCAAAAUUCCGAGUGAUUCUGAAUCAGGGGUUCUGUUCACUAUGACAAUGAAUGCACAUAUUAGUGUAAGAGAUAUCACUACUGGAAAUUCGGUUUGCUCUCAGCCUUUACAACCAAUAAAGAAUUGUACGGCAAUUUCAUUGCACGUCAUAGAUGGUGAUCUUAUAUCUGAAGUUGGCAGUGGAAAGCAUUCAUCGAAAUCACCUGAAAGUAGUAAAGCUAUAGAUGAACUCUCACAAGUUGGAUUGAAACACUCUUCUAGAAGUGGACAUUUUGAUCGGAGAUUAAUGAACCUACUUAUUUUGCUGUGUUGUGAAGAUUCCUUGCACUUGUACUCUCUGAAUUCUAUGAUUGAGGGUGACAAUGACUCUAUUCACAAGGUGGAUCUUGUGAAACCAUGUUGCUGGACUACAACAUUGAAGAAAGAUGAGAAAGAAUGUGGAUUGGUUGUUCUUUAUCAAACUGGAGUAAUUGAAAUAAGGUCUUUGCCAGAUCUUGAAGUGUUGGGAGAAAGCUCCCUAAUGUCUAUUCUAAGAUGGAACUACAAGACUAAUAUGGACAAGACAAUGUGCUCUACUGAUCAGGGGGAAAUUGCACUGGUAAACGGGCAUGAACUUGCUUUUAUAUCUGUUCUGAGCUAUGAAAAUGACCUCAGGAUACCAGAUUCUUUGCCCUGUCUUUAUAAUAAAGUGCUUGCAGCUUCAGUAGAUGCCACACUCAAUUUCUCUCCAACUCAGAAACAGGCUGUUACCCCUGGAAUUUUGGGUGGUAUAAUGAAGGGUUUAAAAGCAGAGAAAGUGGAACACAAUGCUGAUCUUAGUGGACUUCAUAAAGAUAUUCAUGCACAUUUAGAGACCUUAUUUUCAAGUCCUCCAUUCUUAAAACCUUCGACAGCUCUGACAGAUGACCAAGAAAUCAUACAACUCAAUUUAGACGACAUUGUCAUCGACGAACCUCUACACGUCUCAUCUUCAUCUCAGAAAAACAAGAAUGAAACGAAAGAUAAAGAAACAGAGAGAGACAGAUUGUUUCAUGGUGGUGAUAGUGAUAUAAAACCCACAGUCAGAACAGCAGAAGAGAUAAGAGCUAAAUAUCGAAAGAAUGAGGAUGCCUCGGGAGCAGCUGCACAAGCAAGGGAUAAGCUUGUACAGCGCCAGGAAAAGCUUGAGAAACUAGGCCAACACACGGAGGAGUUGAAAAAUGGGGCAGAGGACUUUGCAUCAAUGGCUAAACAACUUGCGAAGUCGAUGGAAAAUCGUAAAUGGUGGCAAAUAUAAGCUGAAAUAGCCUACAAAUCUUUAUAUCCAUCUUCCCACCAAAUUUUUUUUUAUUUUGACAUUUGAUAGUGUUGCUAUAUAUUCUUUUGUUGCUCAUUUUGGUUACAUGACCACUCUUUUUAUAUGUAUAUUGUUUUCCCAUUCUUCA